CUUCAUUUGUUCUAUAGUAGAUAAGGAUAUAAACGUAAACUAGGAAAAGACAACAUAAUGCUUUUAAUUAGCUUUAUGUUGAUAUUUGGAGGACUCCAAGCAGCAUAUGCAAGGGAUAAGAAAACAGAACCAGGCCGCCCCGAACUUCCUAGUUUGGAGAAACGUUUCUUUGAUUUCGACUUGCGCAUCGAGAGGAAAUUGGCACAAAUGGAAAACACCUUUUUAGAGAAGUUGAAUUCUCUGGAGACAUUCUAUAAGCGGAAAUUGGCUAAAAUAGAGAAUAAACUUUUUGAAAGUGAAAAGUUGCAAGCAUCUACAGAAAUGUUCUAUAGCAAAAAGUUGGCUGAGGUAAAGAAUAGCUGUGACAGCAUUGAAGAAAAACUUCAUUUAUCACAGAAAAUGAACGACAUCAUAUUAAACAAAGUUGAGAAAAGACUAAACAAUAUUGAAGAAAGACUGAUCGAGGCCGUACACUCAAAUGAAAACAAGAUAAAUGAAUUGGAAAGAAAUGUCUACCGUACACAAGAAAAACAUAACUCUGAUUUUAAACUCGUUGAAAAACAGCUCAGUGAAAUAUAUCAAAAACAAUAUGAUCAUGUGGGAAGAAAAACAAUUGCAAAAGCUGAAAAUACUGAACUGAAAUAUGACAAAGUGAUUCCAAACAGCGGCGAAGUAAAUGAAGAAAAUGUCUCAACACAAAGAACCGUUGGAUAUGCCAUAAACGAAAGUGAUACCGAAGUUUUAAAUGUCAAAGAUAGAAAAUCAGAUGACACAGUGUAUACCUCCCUGAAACGUCGCCUAACAUCUUCUGGAAACAGUCGUAUUGCAUUUACAGCUUAUGUAUCUGAUACUGUCACAGAACUAGGUAAACAGCAUCCUAUACCAUUCGAUCAAGUCAUGCUCAACGAAGGUCAUGCAUUUGACACUGUGUUGCAUGCCUUCAUUUGUCCAGUAGAUGGCAUAUACAUGUUCCAAUCGGCAGCACUGAGCACAAUUACUCACUCGAUACAAACUGAAAUUGUAAAAGAUGGUGCGACACUAGUUGUAAUGUACGCAGCAGGCGCUACUGGAAGUCAUGGUCACGACCAGGGCUUCAAUUCUGCCAUCAUUCAGUGCAACCAAGGUGAAAGAGUGUGGGUGAGAGUACAUGAGCAUUACGGUUAUGAUCUUUUCGGUGCUCGGUACACAACAUUCUCUGGAUAUCUGCUUUGGGAAAUAUAACGAUAUGUAGAUAUGUCUUGCACUGAAAAAUUCAAAAGAAUUGUACAUGAAUAAACC
Mercenaria mercenaria is the source of this 1278-nucleotide messenger RNA. RefSeq lists its product as uncharacterized. The record is from RefSeq and is a predicted model, not a curated record. The coding region runs from base 58 to 1221 and encodes 387 amino acids. Gene Ontology annotation, molecular function: protein binding. Lineage: Eukaryota; Metazoa; Mollusca; Bivalvia; Venerida; Veneridae. The transcript is spliced from 2 exons.